AGCUUCAGUUUUUCAUAGAAGCAUGAGUACUAGAGCUGGUGCUUUUCCAGGGGUGACCGCAUCUAGCUUAAGGUCUCGAUUUAAAGCAAAAAACUUUGAGGGUUCGUCGUCUAAUCAGGAUAAGGCUGAUGGUGGUGCCGAGGUUAAUCAGCCCCCACCGAGGAAGAAGGCAAUUGUUUUUAAGAAAAGGAAGACAGAUUCAACUUUGUCGGGAGAUGUGCAAGGUAAGGAUGAAAAUGUUCGGCUGGAUGAUUUAUCAAGUUUUUGGACGAAGCAACAGAGGUUACACGUAUUUGAAGAGGAAGGCGAGAGCUCGUCUGUGUGGAGCCAAAAGUUUCCAUUCAAUAUUGUUGCUGAUGAAGUCGUUCAGACUGUGACGGACGUUAGGAGAGUAGAGGAGGUGUUGGGGUUUCGGCUAGCUUGCAUUGGUCGUAGCCAAGAGAAAAAACAUAGGAAGUCGGCUGGCGAAGUUUCGCAAGUUUCUGAAUUGAAGGAACAACUUUUGUUGAAAGAAACGAGCAUAGUUGAUUUAAAGAAAAAGCUGUCCGAGGUUGAAAAUGAACUAAAAGUCCAAAAAGAGUGUUAUGAGGAGAUUGCUGGUCUGCUAAAGAAAAAGGAAAAUGAUUUGUCGAGUUUGAGUACUCAGGUGAUUGAGGUGUCGGCGAAGAUGAAAGAUCUUGAGAAUCGUAGGGAAGGAGAUGUGCUGGAUGCUUUUGCUGAGGGUUUUCAACGGGCUGUAAAUCAGGCGAGGUUUUUGUGUCCCGAAGAAGACUUUUCGGCUAUGGAUCCCGGUAAAGUGAUUCGGGAUGAUAAGCUUGUUGAUGAUGAAGAGGAAGAAGGUGGUGACAAUAACUGA
Arachis stenosperma is the source of this 856-nucleotide messenger RNA. RefSeq lists its product as uncharacterized. Bases 23 to 856 code for a protein of 277 amino acids. The transcript has 3 exons. Lineage: Eukaryota; Viridiplantae; Streptophyta; Magnoliopsida; Fabales; Fabaceae. The record is from RefSeq and is a predicted model, not a curated record.